AAGAGCUCGCUUCACACAGUGCGCUGUGUCUGCCUGGAAAUUUAGAGGGCUAGCUCACCCCAUACACUCAGCUAGGGAUGUUUUACUAACUACUUUAUAAACAGAGGACAACGCAAAUAUUGACACAAGUGCUGUAACUCUCUUAACUUUAACUAAACGGUAAUUAGUUUAAAAGUCAGUUGCACAUUCACUGAAGUUUGACGAAAGUUGUCUGUCCUUUUUGUUUAUUUUUGCUGAAGAGCGGAUUGCUUGUUAAAACUCUACUUUUGGAUUGGUUGAUAUUUUCUUAGUCUCGAAGAGAAACUGUAAAACUCGAUCGAGAUGGUUGUCCUGUCACUGACGGUACUAGUAGGAUUUAUAGGAAGUCUGACUUCAGCCGACAACGCUGAUGCCAUAGAUAAAGAAGACCAGCUGCGUAGCCGCCUGAGAGAGUAUGGCCUCAUCACCCCCAUCAGCACCGACUCCCAUGGUCACUUCCUGUCCCACCUGCUCUCUGCCAAUCACAAGCAGCGAGUGAAGAGGGAGGUUGGGGCAGAGGGCUCGGAGCGGGCCAGUGAUAGGCUGUUCUUCAACAUCACGGUAUUCGGCAGGGAGUUCCACCUGAGGCUCCGUCCCAACGACCGCUUGGUGUCUCCUGGGGCCAUGGUGGAGUGGCACGACCAGGUCCCUGAACCAGGCAACGCCAGCAGCAGUAGUACAAUUACUAGUAAUAGUGGUAGCAGAGGUACUAUCCGUGUUGGUGGAGAGAAUGGGAGUGAGUCGACCAGCGGUGGAACAGAGAGGAUUCUCAGGAGGAGGUUGCUGAAAACAGACUGCACCUUUAUCGGUGACAUCACUGACGUAAAGGGAGCCUCCGUCGCCAUUAACAACUGUGAUGGACUGGCUGGUAUGAUCCGGACAGACUCAGAUGAGUACUUCAUUGAGCCAUUGGAGAGAGGGACUCAGGAACAUGAGGACCAGGGCAGAGUCCAUGUUGUCUACAGGAGAUCUGCUGUUCUACAGGCCCCCUCUGACAUCUCACUGGACUACCAACUGGAAGAACCAGAAAUAGAGCUGUCCCUACCAGGUGUUCCGGGGAUUCCAGACCAGGUGUCCCUGCCAGGUGUUCCGGGGGUUCUAGACCAGUUGUCCCUGCCAGGUGUUCCGGGGGUUCUAGACCAGGUGUCCCAGCAGGUGAACCAGGCGGUGAGGAAGCGCCGCCACGCCGGAGAUGACGACUACAACAUUGAAGUUCUCCUGGGUGUCGACUAUUCCGUGGUGCGUUUCCAUGGCAAGGAGCAUGUGCAGAACUACCUGCUGACCCUCAUGAACAUUGUGAAUGAGAUCUACCACGAUGAGUCUCUAGGAGUCCAUAUUAAUGUGGUGUUGGUGAGGAUGAUCAUGCUGGGCUAUGCUAAGUCCAUCAGCCUGAUAGAACGAGGGAACCCAUCCAGGAGUCUGGAGAACGUGUGUCGCUGGGCGUUCGUUCAGCAGAAGGCAGACCAUGACCAUUCUGAGCACCAUGAUCACGCCAUCUUCCUGACCAGACAGGGCUUUGGACCCACAGGCAUGCAGGGCUACGCCCCAGUAACAGGCAUGUGCCAUACAGUCCGGAGCUGCACGCUGAACCAUGAGGAUGGAUUCUCCUCUGCCUUCGUUGUCGCCCACGAGACCGGACAUGUGCUGGGUAUGGAGCAUGAUGGUCAGGGUAAUCGUUGUGGGGACGAGACAGCCAUGGGGAGUGUGAUGGCUCCACUGGUUCAAGCUGCCUUCCACCGAUACCACUGGUCCAUGUGUAGUGGACAGGAGCUCAAGAGAUAUAUACAUUCGUACGACUGUCUCCUGGACGACCCGUUCAAACACGACUGGCCCCAGCUGCCGGAGCUGCCGGGGAUCAACUACUCCAUGGAUGAACAGUGUCGCUUCGACUUCGGAGUCGGAUACAAAAUCUGCACAUCAUUUCGCACAUUUGACCCAUGUAAGCAGCUGUGGUGCAGUCACCCUGACAACCCAUACUUCUGCAAGACCAAAAAAGGCCCUCCUCUGGAUGGUACUGAGUGUGCUCCUGGGAAGUGGUGCUAUAAAGGUCACUGCAUGUGGAAGAAUGUCAACCAGGUGACGCAGGAUGGCUCCUGGGGCUCUUGGAUGAAAUAUGGUUCCUGUUAACCCCUCCCGCUAACCCCUCCUGUGGGACCGGGGUUAACCCCUCCCAUAGCUAACCCCUCCCAGAACUCCUCCUAACCCCGCCAGUGCAACAACCUCCCAUACCCCUCUAACGGCGGUGGGGACUGUCCCGGGGUGAAUUACGAGUACCAGCUGUGUAACACCGAUGACUGCCCCAAACACUUUGAGGACUUCAGGGCCCAGCAGUGCCAGCUACGCAACUCCCACUUUGAGUUCCAGAACACCAAACACCACUGGCUGCCCUAUGAGCACCUUGAUUCCAAUAAGAGGUGCCACCUCUACUGCCAGUCGAAGGAGACUGCUGACGUGGCAUACAUGAAGCAGCUGGUGCAUGAUGGGACACGCUGCUCCUACAAAGACCCCUACAGCAUCUGUGUCAGAGGAGAGUGUGUGAAAGUUGGCUGCGACAAAGAGAUUGGUUCCAACAAGGUGGAGGAUAAGUGUGGAGUGUGUGGUGGAGACAAUUCUCACUGUCGUACCAUCAAGGGAACCUUCACCCGCACCCCCAAGAAAGCUGGGAAGACGAGAGGAGCAUUUACCUUGCCUAAAGGAGCUCGGAAUGUUUAUCUGAAUGAAACAGAAGAUUUUAGAAAUGUACUUGGUUUCCUUAAGAUGUUUCUGAUUCCUCCCGGGGCUAGACAUGUGAUCAUUCAGGAGCAUGAGGCUUCUCCUCAGAUGCUUGCGAUCAAGAACCAGGUGACAGGCCGCUACAUCCUGAAUGGCCGAGGAGAGGAGGCUCGCUCCCGGAGCUUCAUAGACCUGGGAGUGGAGUGGGAUUACAUUAUAGAAGAUGACGAAGAGACACUAUACACUGAUGGACCCCUACACGACGCUGUGGUCGUACUGAUAAUUCCUCAGGACAACGAGACCAGGUCGACCCUGAUGUAUAAAUACAUCAUCCAUGAAGACUCUGUCCCCGUCAACAACAACAACGUCAUUCAGGAGGACACCUACGAAUGGGCCCUGAAGAGCUGGUCGCAGUGUUCUAGACCCUGUUCUGGAGGGUUCCAGUACACUAAGUAUGGCUGCAGGAAAAAGGGUGACAGCAAGAUGGUCCACCGGGGAUACUGUGAUGUCAGCAAGAAGCCAAAACCCAUCAGGAGAAUGUGUAAUCUACAGGACUGUACACAGCCACAAUGGAUCUCAGAGGACUGGGAGCACUGCACUAAGACUUGUGGCAGUUUGGGUUUCCAUAUCCGGACGGUUCGCUGUGUCCAGUUCCUCAAUGAGGGGACCAACCGCUCAGUCCACAGCAAGUACUGCAGUGGGGAGAAACCAGAGAGCAGACGGCCCUGUAACAGACUGCCCUGUCCUGCACACUGGAGACCUGGUGCCUGGUCAGAGUGCUCAGUGACAUGUGGUGAGGGGGUGGAGAGGCGCUUAGUGACGUGUCGUAUUGGAGAUCAGUGUAAUGGAGAGAGACCUGAGGCCCACAGACCCUGCAAACCAGGACCCUGUCACGAUGAGCCGUGUAACGGGGAUAAGUCUAUAUUCUGUCAGAUGGAGGUCCUGGUGAGAUACUGCUCUAUCCCGGGAUACAAUAAACUGUGUUGUGACUCGUGUAGCAGACGCAGAGGAACCCUGUCCCCCAUCCUAGUAGAAGCCGCCGAGAUGGACCAGGAAGUUCGCUUUGCCGCCGCCUCCCAACUCCUGGAGACUCAGUCACUCAAUGGGACACUUGAUUUGUCUCUUCGCUCCCUACUGACCCCCCGUGGAUCCUCAACGCUAUGCCCCAGCAUCAGACACGCCCACAAGGUCCCACCCAGGAAAAGCUCCUUCCACCGCAGGGUUCCAUCCCCCAGUAGCCUCGCUGUCAGGAACCUAUCCAUCAUGAUGUCAUCACUUACUGCCGGUGGCGCGGUUCAGUCAGAUGCCACGGAGGGUCAAAGCUCGGACACGUUGAGGAAGAGCCGGUUGCUCAGGGAGACAAAGGUGGCUCUAACGGAGGCGGAGAGAUGAAGUGGGAUCGUUCCUCCUCUGGACUCCAUGCAGAUAUCACUCCACCCUGCCUUUCUCACCUCACUACAUCACCGGAGGGAGGGAGGGAGGGAGGGAGAAGUGCUGGUUCACUUUCGUGUUAGAGACCCCCUAAGCAGCAGUGACAGGUUGUUUGAGUUGAAACCCACCAUAUACAGUAUCACCAGAGCAGUUGGACUGAAGCCCCAGUCAUGUUACAACGUUACUCUUAGGAAAUUGUUCUAGUUGUAUAGAAUUUCAAUAUCCAGCUGUUUUUGUUUACUGGCGCUCACUUAUUUCUUCAACAAAUCUAGAUAUUUCUAAAAGUCACUGUAAAAACUAUAUAAUAUACAGUACAUAUGUUAAACAUUGUUAAAAUGUCAGUAUUAUUAUAACGAAGGCAAGAUGACUUUGUCACAUGUUAAAUCACCUUUUGGUUCCUAAACUACAGGCCCACAGACAUACUAACAUCUCCAGACCCAUAUGCAGAUAUUCCAGACCCAUAUCCAGCUAUUCCAGACCCAUAUGCAGAUAUUCCAGACCCAUAUCCAGCUAUUCCAGACCCAUAUCCAGCUAUUCCAGACCCAUAUGCAGAUAUUCCAGACCCAUAUGCAGAUAUUCCAGACCCAUAUCCAGAUAUUCCAGACCCAUAUGCAGAUAUUCCAGACCCAUAUGCAGAUAUUCCAGACCCAUAUGCAGAUAUUCCAGAACCAUAUCCAGAUAUUCCAGACCCAUAUGCAGAUAUUCCAGAACCAUAUCCAGAUAUUCCAGACCCAUAUGCAGAUAUUCCAGAACCAUAUCCAGAUAUUCCAGACCCAUAUGCAGAUAUUCCAGAACCAUAUGCAGAUAUUCCAGACCCAUAUGCAGAUAUUCCAGAACCAUAUCCAGAUAUUCCAGACCCAUAUGCAGAUAUUCCAGAACCAUAUGCAGAUAUUCCAGACCCAUAUGCAGAUAUUCCAGAACCAUAUGCAGAUAUUCCAGACCCAUAUGCAGAUAUUCCAGAACCAUAUCCAGAUAUUCCAGACCCAUAUGCAGAUAUUCCAGAACCAUAUCCAGAUAUUCCAGACCCAUAUCCAGAUAUUCCAGACCCAUAUGCAGAUAUUCCAGAACCAUAUGCAGAUAUUCCAGAACCAUAAUAUGAAAUGUCAGGUGGUGUAUUAUUCAUUCCCUACAGUACUCAGCUACAGGCUGUUGUAGCAGAAUAUGCAUCAGGCUGUCAAUACUCUGUUUAAUGUCUUCAUGAACACACAGGGACAACAGGCAGAGACAACAGACCAUCAACACAUCUGAGAGGGAUAUAUAGUAUCCCUAAAGCCCUUUAGAGAGGGAAUCUAUGGAUUCUAUACCACCAGGGGGUUUGUUAGUAUUUAACACACACAUUGUGUGAGCUCUCCAUGCCAAUGCUUUUGUGAAGAUGGACUUACAAAAUAUCUUUAUAGGGAGCAUAUGAUAAUAGAUGUCAAGCUUUGUCAGAGAGGGAGAGAGAGAGCUAUUUAUUGUAAAAUGAUUUUGUCAACCACAAUGCAUCUGACUGCAAUAGCGAACAAACCGUUGACGAUGUUUCAGUUGAGUUCAAUGUGCAGCCGAUCAUUCUUACUCCUGUGUUGUCGUUUAUAGUACUUGUAAAUAGGAUUUAGAAGGUCAAUAUUUAUUAAGAUAGUGGUCCUGCUCUUUUUCCUGUACAGUGCCUUCUGGUUGCCGAGGUGUUGUAGAAAUAACCAAACAAUAUUAUUAUUAUUAUUAUAGGUUCUAAUAAUAACCAAACUAAACCCAACAUCAAGACCAACCACCUCAUUCCAGCUCAACGUUUUCACUUCAGAUCAUCAUUAGUAGAAUCAACCCGCUGUCCGUCAGUGGAAUCAACCCGCUGUCCGUCAGUGGAAUCAACCCGCUGUCCGCCAGUGGAAUCAACCCGCUGUCCGCCAGUGGAAUCAACCCGCUGUCCACCAGUGGAAUCAACCCGCUGUCCGCAAGUCAAACGUAGAGUGGGUAGAUUAGACGAUCUUGUGUUAGUAACCAACAAGACACUGAACACAGAGAACAUAGAGGGUAGUAGGUGUCUCAAACUAUGCUGAAACACACAGUGCUCAGAGUUACAGUGAGUUUAUUUUCCCCUGUCAUUUAAGGUUAAUGUGCUGUCUUUAAGACAUUGCUGCUAAUGUUAUGCAAAGCUUUUAAUGAUUGAGGACGCUAGCUAGUUUGUUAGGGUUGUACCAUUUGCCCCUCCAUAUUUACCGUAGAGAGCAUCAUGGGGGUUCUAGUAUAUCGUGGAUGUCACGUUCUAGAUAAAUGGUUGAACUAA
This is a messenger RNA of Oncorhynchus masou masou (cherry salmon), 6421 nucleotides long. RefSeq names its product ADAM metallopeptidase with thrombospondin type 1 motif, 3 (gene adamts3). The transcript has 23 exons. Gene Ontology annotation, cellular component: extracellular matrix. Gene Ontology annotation, biological process: extracellular matrix organization; proteolysis. NCBI's taxonomy places the organism in Eukaryota, Metazoa, Chordata, Actinopteri, Salmoniformes, Salmonidae. Gene Ontology annotation, molecular function: metalloendopeptidase activity. The record is from RefSeq and is a predicted model, not a curated record.